CCUUUCCUUCCAUCUCUUCCCAUCCAAUGUAGGAACUUCGACCAGGAGUGAAGAUUUGGGCUUGGAUUUGAGCUUUAGGAAAUUUCUAGGGUUUAUUUCUUCUGUUAAUGGGGGCUGGAUUCUCUGGUUUUGCAGCAGAAAGUGAAGGAGGUGAUUCUCUUCCGAAGCCUGGUCUGGGAGACUUACCGGAGAGCUGUGUUUCUUCAAUUCUUAUGUAUUUGGAUCCACCUGAUAUUUGUAAAUUGGCACGGUUGAAUGGAGCCUUUCGUGGUGCUUCCUCCGCUGAUUUCGUCUGGGAAACAAAGUUGCCUUCAAAUUAUCGUUACCUGAUCGACAAACUAUUCGAUAAGGUUCCCGUGAAUUUGACUAAGAAGGAUAUUUACGCCAGACUUUGUCACCACAACCGUUUUGAUGGUGGUUCUAAGGAGGCUUGGCUGGACCCGAGGACGAACGCGAUUUUCUUGUCGAUUUCUUCCAAGGCGCUGAGAAUAACCGGGAUAGAUGAUCGGAGAUAUUGGAGUCACAUUCCAACUGAGGAAUCUAGAUUCCGCACGGUGGCUUAUCUUCAUCAAAUCUGGUGGUUUGAGGUAGGAGGGGAAGUUGAGUUCUGCUUUCCAGUGGGAACAUAUAGCCUUUUCUUCAGGGUUCAGCUGGGCAGGGCCUCUAAGAGACUUGGCCGCCGAAUCUGCAACCCGGAGCACGUCCAUGGUUGGGACAUAAAGCCUGUCCGUUUCCAGCUGUCAACAUCAGACGGUCAGCAUGCGCAGUCGCAGUGCUAUUUGAGUGAACCAGGGAACUGGAGUCACUGUUAUGCUGGAGACUUCAUUGUGGAGAACCCCAAUGUGCCAACAAAAAUCAAGUUUUCAAUGACCCAGAUCGAUUGUACACACACCAAAGGGGGCCUUUGUGUAGAUUCAGUUUUGAUAUGCCCUAGUGGGUCUAAACUUUAGAGAGAGGUUAACACGUUUUUUAGUUUGUAGUUGACCUGUAUAGGAACACAGAUGGUGGGAGUAGCCCCAAAAUGUAGAAGAGAAUCAGAUACGGCUUGGGUUCUUUUGGUUCAUCUAAGCCACAGAGGAGAUACAGGGUUUGCAAGCAAAGCAUGGAAUGUGUAUGUAUGUAUCUUGCUUUCUGUUUGU
Molecule: messenger RNA, 1139 nt
Organism: Telopea speciosissima
Lineage: Eukaryota; Viridiplantae; Streptophyta; Magnoliopsida; Proteales; Proteaceae
Product: F-box protein PP2-A13-like
Exons: 3
Coding region: 108-950 (280 amino acids)
Molecular function (GO): protein binding
Source: RefSeq, a predicted model, not a curated record